AUGUCCGACGCAAACAGACUCGCCAGUCUUGACACAUCCAUGGUAAGCCGCCUCCCGGCGCACAGCCAGGUGCUCUUCGAGGCCAAGACGGCCAAGGGCCUCACCUUUGCCGAGAUUGCCUCGCACAUUGGCCGCAACGAGGUCGCCUGUGCCGCGCUCUUCUACGGCCAGGCGCAGGCCACGGCCGACGACGUCGCCAAGCUGUCGGCCUUGCUGGGCGUGCCGCGCGAGACCCUCGCCGCCCAGAUGAUGGGCUUCCCGGAUCGCGGCCGCGCGGGGCCCAUGCCCCCCGUCGAGCCGCUCAUCUACCGCCUCUACGAGAUUGUGCAGAAUUACGGCUACUCCUUCAAGGCGGUCCUCAACGAAAAGUUUGGCGACGGCAUCAUGAGCGCCAUCAACUUUAGUGCCAAGGUCGAAAGGGAGGACGAGGAGAAUGGGGACUCGUACGCCGUCAUCACCCUGCGAGGAAAAUGGCUUCCCUAUUCCCGAUUCUAG
Messenger RNA from Akanthomyces muscarius, 495 nucleotides. RefSeq lists its product as uncharacterized. The coding region runs from base 1 to 495 and encodes 164 amino acids. The record is from RefSeq and is a predicted model, not a curated record. The transcript is spliced from 3 exons. Gene Ontology annotation, molecular function: cyanate hydratase activity; DNA binding. NCBI's taxonomy places the organism in Eukaryota, Fungi, Ascomycota, Sordariomycetes, Hypocreales, Cordycipitaceae.